AUGUCGAGAGAACAGUUUUGGGCAGAAGUUGCAAUCACUCUUGCAGUUUUCAUUCUACUCCAUGGCCAUACAUCACUUGCUACUGUUCCUAAUAUUAGCAUUGAUGAAGCCGCUCUUCUUGCCUUGAGAUCUCACAUUUCUUCUCAUCCUAACAACAUCUUACCAAGCAACUGGUCUUCUUCAACCCCAAUUUGCACAUGGAUCGGAAUCACUUGCAGCUCCUGUCACCAUAGAGUUACUGCUUUAGACAUUUCUAGCAUGCAACUUCACGGUACAAUUCCUCCACAUCUUGGAAACCUGUCAUUUCUCAUCUCCCUUGACAUCAGUGACAACACUUUCCACGGGGGUUUUCCAGAAGAGUUGGCUCAUUUGCGGAGGUUGAAAUUGAUUAAUGUCACGAGCAAUAACUUCAGCGGAGCCAUUCCGUCAUUUUUCAGUUUGUUGCCAAAUCUACGUUUUGUGUACCUAUCGAGCAACCAAUUUUUGGGGAAAAUUCCAACUUCCUUUUCCAAUCUAACAAAGCUGGAAGUGUUGAGAAUACAGAGAAAUUUUCUCGAUGGAGAGAUCCCUCGAGAAAUCGGUGAUCUUCGUUACUUGACUGUCCUAGACCUGCAAUAUAAUCAGCUUACUGGCUCUAUACCACCAUCGAUCUUUAACAUUACUACAGUGCAAGUGAUUGCUCUUACCGGUAACAAUCUUACUGGAAAGCUUCCAAGAACUAUAUGA
Messenger RNA from Solanum stenotomum, 726 nucleotides. Its product is annotated as leucine-rich repeat receptor-like serine/threonine-protein kinase BAM1. Bases 1 to 726 code for a protein of 241 amino acids. Lineage: Eukaryota; Viridiplantae; Streptophyta; Magnoliopsida; Solanales; Solanaceae. The transcript is spliced from 2 exons. Gene Ontology annotation, molecular function: protein binding. The record is from RefSeq and is a predicted model, not a curated record.